AUGAUUUUUUUAACUUCCGGUGUUGUGUUCUUAACUUUUCUGGUAAUAGUGGGGAGGUUUUAAGGGUUUACUGCUGGAGUGAUUGGCAUGUGAUGUGGUCGCCGCGGGGCUCACUCAAUAUUUACUCGUACAGUGAAACGUCGACUUCAUGUUGGAACAACUUAUGGUUUCAUUGGAUCUGAAAUCUGAGUUUCUGGGCCUCUUUAUUAUCCAUUCCUAGAUGAUACCUGGGCCGCCUGUUCCUGGCCCUUAAUUUCCCAUCACCUGAAGACGGAACCAAGUCCCCAACUCGCAAGGCAGGCAAUUCUUCCGCCGGAAACUGAACAACAAACACAGCUUAGCAAUUCAUAAGGCGAACUGAAGUAAAAGAAGAAAUAGUAAUGAAGAGACUCAGUCGAGGGCUUAUCCUGUGCAUGAAUUCAUUGAGGCAAAUUCAAGUAGCAAAAUCAAAUCCCCAUCCUCGUAAUCAAAGAUCAUUUGUUUUACCCGCGAUUCCCAACAUUUUUCUUUCUUUUUGUCGCUAUUAUUCCACCGAGCUGCAACCUCAGCUUUCUACUGACCUCCUGAAAAUAAUGGAACAAAGAUUAGUCGCUAUUGAGCAUAGGAGUGCUUUUCUCGAGAAUUUCAUGAACCAGCCAGAAGCCUCACCUACCGAGUAUUCGAAGGCUAACAAAGAGCUUCAUAAACUUAGGGACUCAAUGGACCUCAUAAAUGAGCUGAGAACCAAACAGAAGGAGAUUGAUAGUUUGAGGUCAUUGAUGGCUGAAUGCCCCAAUGAUAAAGACAUGCUUGAGAUGGCAACUGAGGAUCUUGGUAAGGCUUUGGAAGAAGAGAAAAGACUGCAGAACUUGUUACUCAAGUCGUUACUUCCUAGAGAUGAUGCUGAUGAGAGGGACUGCAUUUUGGAGGUUAGAGCAGGAACUGGUGGGGAGGAGGCUUCUUUGUUUGCGAUGGAUGUGUUCAAAAUGUAUGAGAGGUACUCACAGAAGAAGGGGUGGAAGUUUGAAGUGGUAGAUAUAGCAGAGUCUGAUCUGAAAGGGUAUAAGGAAGCUAGUGCAGCAAUCUCAGGAGCUGGUGUUUAUGGGAAACUUAAAUUUGAGAGUGGAAUUCACAGAGUUCAGCGUGUUCCUGUGACAGAGAAGUCUGGACGGAUCCACACUAGUGCUGUAUCAAUUGCUGUUCUCCCUCAGGCUGAUGAGGUAGAUGUCCGGUUAAGGAAUGAAGAUUUGAGAAUUGAUACUUACAGGUCUGGUGGUUCUGGCGGUCAACAUGCAAACACCACCAACAGUGCAGUUAGAGUCACACAUUUUCCCACUGGUAUAACAGUAACUAUACAGGAUGAACGAUCCCAGCAUAUGAACAAAGCUAAGGCCCUUAAAGUACUGUGUGCAAAGCUGUAUGAAAUGGAGAGGUCCAGAAUUCAGACAAGCCGAUCAAAGCUUAGAUCUGAACAGAUUGGUAGUGGAGAUAGAUCCGAGCGCAUUCGAACCUAUAACUUUCCUCAAGGGCGAGUCACCGAUCAUCGUGUCGGCAUCACUUAUCAUGCAAUAGAUGAUGUGAUGCAGGGAGAGAAUUUGGAUGUCUUUGUGGAUGCUCUUCUUUUGCAACAGGAAAUGGAUGCAAUUGCAACCUUCAGUUCUGAUCAAUGACGUUUAUUACGGGUAAUGUCUUACCCGUCGCAGAAUUUUAUUUGCCUCAUCAUUUUCACACAUGAAACGGCCAUACCCUUUGUUCUCUUGCAACCUGAAUCUUUAAAAUAUUCAACUUCAUAUUGGUGAUGCAUGGACUAACAGAGAGGAACAGGCAAUUACACUUUCAUGACAUGUGCUAUCGCCUGUUGUAUCUUUUACUGAUUGUUCUGGGAGCAAUUACAGCUUUACAAUAUUAUUAUGUAGCGUGUUACACAGAUAUUAUAGGCUUAAUUAGAGUUGACAUAUGUAUGGUUGCCCCCACCUGAUUUUUAGCAGACUCGAUAGCCAUGUAUUACAAGUUUGCAAUUAAUAUCUUUUUCCCUUACUAAA
Molecule: messenger RNA, 2021 nt
Organism: Gossypium raimondii (Peruvian cotton)
Lineage: Eukaryota; Viridiplantae; Streptophyta; Magnoliopsida; Malvales; Malvaceae
Product: peptide chain release factor 1, mitochondrial
Exons: 11
Coding region: 381-1649 (422 amino acids)
Biological process (GO): translational termination
Molecular function (GO): translation release factor activity, codon specific
Source: RefSeq, a predicted model, not a curated record